This is a messenger RNA of Apiotrichum porosum, 360 nucleotides long. RefSeq lists its product as uncharacterized. NCBI's taxonomy places the organism in Eukaryota, Fungi, Basidiomycota, Tremellomycetes, Trichosporonales, Trichosporonaceae. The record is from RefSeq and is a predicted model, not a curated record. The coding region runs from base 1 to 360 and encodes 119 amino acids. The transcript is spliced from 4 exons.
AUGCCACCGACUCGCCCGUCAAGGUCACCGCGCUACUCGGCCCCUAAACCCUUUUUCAAUCUCCGCCGCGUCCCGAAGCCUCUCCCUCGUGCACCAGACCACAAGGCCAACAAGGUCAAGCUGGUGCUUCGCGGGCACCACGCGCAGGGCAUGCCCGUCUAUUCCUCCGCCAUGGACACGUGGCUGACCGUCAAAACCACGUAUGCCAAGCACUUCCGCAUCGCGCCACAGGACAUCCACCUAGUCUGGGAUGGCCAGCAGCUGCGCGACAAGGACACGGUGGCGGAGACCAUCGCCCUGUACGAGGAGGAUUUCGGCGACGGCGAGGGCCUCCUGAUUGAUGUCCUGGAUAAACCAUAG